AAAUACAACGCGUGAAGAAAUCGAACAACUCUGAUGGUUUUUUUGUACUUAGUUCCAGCUCUAGAGGCUCACGGUGCACCAGACGAUCUAACAGGUCUUUCAAUAAUGAACGACUUACUAAAGUGUCUUUGUUUUUGAAAUUCAACUUUUGUGUCAUUCAAUGAAACUCAAAAAUAGAUAAAAGUGAAAAAAAAAGAAAGACGUUUAUCUUCGUUCAACAACAUUGCCGUCGCGUUGGCAUACAUUUAUAAUGAGUGUCUUUUACAUUUUGAUGUCUGUGUAACUAUCACACGUUUGAUUGACACUGAAAACAAACGAUCUUCGUUGCCAAGUGCCAAGCCUAAUACGCUCCUGCAGUUAUUUGAAUAGCUCCUACGAGUACGCCGAAAGAAUUGCGUGUGCAUGUCAGAUCACCGUUACGCCAGUGCGUAGACAGAACAUUCAUUCUAUCUAAACGUAGAAAUUAAUAGAAAUUUAGUACCGUGUACUGUAUACUUGUCUAUUUGAUUAGAAAAAAAUUGCAAGUUAUUAUAACAGCUACUCUCGCGGGUGUACACCUAAGAAGAUCUCUCGUUCGAAUACCAACAGCAUUAAUGUUAUCCGUAACGCAGUCGUUUAUGGAAAUCGUGCUCCGUGAGGUGCAUCUUUUCGCACGUCAAAGUAGGUUCUUGUCAGCGUCAGCAGCACUAUCACAGCCAGCGCAAAAACGCACACCGGACAGUCAUCGGGAAAAACAACAACCGCAGAAACUACACAGUGACAUUGAACAGAUAGAAACUAAAUACAGACUUCAACCUGUAACUUAUGCCGUGGAUGAUUUUCGAUCGAUAAUCAACACCGAAAAAGACGCAAAGAAAGUCCACAUUAUCCUCCUCGAGCUCGAAUCACUGCGCAUAAAUGGGGACCUUGCACCCUGCUACCUAAAUAAAAAGGAUAUGCUUAUUCUCAUGGAUGAAGCAUCCCUUUCGAACAGAGUAAAAUACUUGAACUAUAUGUAUAAGGCAGAGAAGAGAAAGUUUCGUAUGAAAGUUGAAAAGGAGAUAAACCGCUUGAAGCGCGACGCAAAUCCGGCGAAGCCCAUAUUGAUGGAUCGUGGUAUUUAUCCGAUUAUCAGACCUCAACAAGAAGCCUUAUUCUUCAAUAGCCGAUUAGCGACGGCGGCUCAAUUUGGACAGAAACUCGUUCUUGACUGCUCCUUUGAAGCAAAUAUGAACCGAAAACAAAUUGCAUCCCUCGGCACGCUGUUACGGAACACCUAUUCGUCGAAUAGGAUUUCGCGAGAACCAUUCGAUAUAAUCCUGUCGGAUAUUCAACGAGGAGACGUGUUGGACAAAGUCCUCGACAUGUGUCUGCCAAAUCUGAACAGUCACAGCUGCCUCAUCACGAAAAGCUACGCUACAUAUCUCGAGAUGUUUCCGAAGGAACGGAUCCUUUAUCUGACACCUAAUUCGAACAACGUAAUUAUGAAAUGGGAUCCGGAAGCGGUGAUUGUCAUCGGUGCACUGGUCGACAAUGCAAGCGGAAGACCCCUCACAUUCGCAAAAGCUUUACGACAGGGUGUUAGACAUGGCAAACUGCCGGUCGGGCAUUAUCUGCCGAUGUUUCGGAUAAAUACCUCAGUAUCCUUGACGUUCCAUGCCGUUGUCGAUAUCUUAUUGGAGUUAAAGCAAUCGAACGACUGGAAGCAAGCUUUCACCAAGAUACCCAAGCGAAUCAUAACUAGUGUUGAGAAGGUGCGAGCUAGCCAGCAUCCAAUAUCGCAUAGGCCUGGUUGGAGUCUAAAAGAAUAUAAUUAGUAAUUUGUAUAUGAUCCGAGUAUAAAUGAAUAGACUUCAAUUACAAUGUUUUGGUGAUAAAACUAUUGUAGAGUUUUGCGUGCUGACUAUCAGGGACAUAACGGCUGGUAUCUUCUUUUUAUUAAAUUGAAUGUAGAGCAUAUUGAUGAGCGAGAUGAGACGCUGUGCAUAAUUUGUAUAGUUGUUUAUGUCACGUUUUGCAUUAGGAGGUCGCUAAAUGGGUAAAAGAAAAAUGGUAGAAAAUUUUAAGAUAGUUGAACAAAGACAACUUUUAGAGAAUGAAAAACAUUGCAGGGCAUUGCCAAAUAGGAUAAAUUUGUGGAAGUGGAUUGGCUUUUUUGUACUGUAGAAUGAAGAAGGUAGAUGGUAAGGUAAGCGUGUUGUGUUCUUAAUAAAGAUUUUGUUUUC
Varroa destructor (honeybee mite) is the source of this 2204-nucleotide messenger RNA. RefSeq names its product tRNA methyltransferase 10 homolog B-like. Gene Ontology annotation, cellular component: mitochondrion; nucleus; nucleoplasm. Lineage: Eukaryota; Metazoa; Arthropoda; Arachnida; Mesostigmata; Varroidae. Gene Ontology annotation, biological process: positive regulation of mitochondrial translation; mitochondrial tRNA 5'-end processing. The record is from RefSeq and is a predicted model, not a curated record. Gene Ontology annotation, molecular function: tRNA binding.